AUGCGAUCGGCUGCGAUGCUGUGGAUUUUUGGAGGGGAGGAGUGCGGGCUGCAACCGACCGUCGCACCUCUUGCACAACGUCUGUUGCUGUCGGGGCCGCUGGGCCAGUGGCCAGUCGCGCGCACGCGGUCGCCGAGGGUGGAGAGCGAUGGCUGCGGCGCGCUGGCGCUCCUCGCCCGACCUCUCGGCCCAGGCCGGGCUCCUGCGCACCACGCGCCGCCGCCUGCGCUGGCGGGACCUCGCGGCCAGCCGCUGCUGAGCCCUAGCCCCAUCCCGCACGGAGGUGGUGGGAGCGGCGGAGGUGCGUUCUCCCGCUGGUCCACGUCGCGCCUGUGCGGGGGCUCGGCCACCACGUCGGCAUCCACGUCGCCCGGCGGCUCUGCGCGCUCCUCCUUCAACUACCGCCAGCCCUACCUGGGGUGGCGGUCGCAGGAGCGGCUGGCGCGGCCGCGCACCCCGGCCGAGCGCCUAGCGGCCGGCCUCUUAGCGGACAAGCAGGCGGCGGCGACACCACAGGUGCCAAACUUAUCUGAAGUGCGCACAUCCAUUAAAGAGGUCACAUCGGCCAUUGUGCACUAUGUGUCAGGAGUGAGAGAUGAUGGCUCUUCUGAAGCACUCACUGCUCCUCAGCGACAUGAUUCCAGCAUCAGUCCUCGUUCUACUAGCCCCCGAGGGUCUGGUCGACUCUGCUGGGUUGAGAGUUCAUUUGUUGGUUCAAGGCCAUUGGAUAGUCCAGAAACACCACUGUCAUUGACAGGGUCUGAUCCCACCACCAAAAUGGGAGACUUGUAUUUGGAGCUGAAUAAAUCACAGGGUUUCUCGCAACUGAAUGGUGAACCACAACUAGUUAUGUAACAUGGCAGGACAAAGCAGUACUCAUCCAUAUCCAAUUUGCAUUAAGCACAUCUAUCCAACCACAACGCGAGUUUUCACCCAGUACUCCCAUUCAAGUGAGAAAUGUGCUUUAUGGCAUGGUAGCUACAUCAGAGUAUUAAUUGGGUGCAUUUAAAUAAAUACUUUUAUGCAUAGUUCAUUUUAUAAAAAUAAAUGGAGAUGUUACUUGAGUAAAGUUUUAAGUUAUAAAUAUUUUAUGUGUAAGGCAGACAAUAAAAAUUAUACAUAUAUGCAAAGUAUUUAUAAACCCUCCUUACAUUUUUGUUUCCAAGCCCCUCAGAUUCAGAUAAGGAUAUUUGCAUUGCAAUAUCAAUUUUAAGGUGCUUGGAGAUUAUUACAUAUUCAUUUAUUACUAGUUAUCAAUAUAGAUGUGUAAAUAAUAUUGCAUAUUGUCAAGUUCAUAAUGAUGUAUGACACAUGAAAUAACUUGAAAUAAUAGUUGAUAAUUCUUUUUACAAUUGCCUUAAUAUUCUCUGACCUUGUCUAAACUCUUUAUUUUAAUAAUAAGAAUACCUACUUUAUGUAAUAAUAAUAAUGAAUAUUAUUAUUAAUUUAAUACAUGUUCAUUCUGAAUGAAAACAGUUGCUGCAAAAGAUAUCUUCUAAAAUAUCUUUACUAGAAUAUUAGUUUCCCUGCUUGCAGAAAAGUCAGAAUAUGCACUUUUUUAUUUUUAUUCUCUAUAUUUGUAUAAUAUGGAAAACAAUUUUAUUUGGGUUAUGUUUCAUAAUAAUUGAAUAAAUGUUGCAGUGUUUGUUUUUCUCCCCCACUGUCAAUGUAAUGUUUUAAGUAAAAAAUACUUUGAUCGGAUUGAGUGUUGAUUUCCUUAAGUGUGCACUAUGUUUGGCAUUUUAUGUAGUUAAUGUAUUCAUUGCCUUUAGUUUCAAGUAGAUUGCACGUUUGUAUGUAUUAUGUUAGUAUUGAAUGAUCAGAGAAGUUGUUUCUUUAAGAUUCACUGCCUAAAGAGUAAAAUGUUUGUGUUAUUCCCUGUGCAUGCAGUUUGUGAAACUGUGAAACUGGAUCUGGAAGCUUUGUCUUUAAAAUAAUGUCUGCUUUCUGUUCCAAGUUAUUUUGUUUUUCCAUAUGUGUGAAUUGAGAAUAGAAUUAUGUGAUUCUCUGUUGAAAUAUUGUUUUGCUUAUCUUGUUCCUUUUGCCUUGUGGGAGAGAGAAGGAAAUACCAGAACAAACAAACUUGGUUGCCCAUAGCAACAGACAUGGCUUCUGUAUGUUGCAGUUGGGUGGGGUGGGAGAGCAGAGAUGGUGCAGACAUUCUGUGUUCAGUGGUUUCUAUUGGAGCUUGUUAAUGGGUUCAUUCCUUUAGGCAUUAUUUAACAGAGCCUAUACAAAAAUCACCUUCUGGGUGAGGGUCAUGAACCCAUUCUGCAAAUGUAGUAACUUUGUAAGGGAUUUGAGAUAGUGAAAAAACAUAAUAGACCAAAUUCACAUUUAAUCUUCUGUGCAAAAGCAAAAGGAAGAGAGAUAUGCAAAUGUAUAAAUAGUGUAAAGACUUUACUUAGUGUGGAAGGCAGUGUUCGAUAUGAUUAGAAAGUUUGCAUUUAAGAAAGGUAGGUGAAAUUGUAUAGUGUACUUUCAAAUUAUCACUAUUACAUUAAAAUCUUUCUCUUUGGAAAUACCAUGACAACUCUCUAGCAUUUCUUUGAUCCAUCGACACCUACCAUGAAUGUAAAAAGGGGUUGUUGAAACUUGAAAUUACAUUAAUAUUUUUGUCAUGGAACAUAACCUAAGUGUUGUAUGUUUUUUAUAUUUCAUGUAAAAGUCAAACUUUUUACCCAAGUGUCAAUUGAAAUAUUUCAUUUGAACUCAAACAGAUUUAUUUCAGUAAUGUUCUGCAUCAGAUUUGGAUUACUUUUUGUAUUUUUGCAUCAGAUUAUUACUACAAUAUUAAUAUUUCCAAUUUUAAUCUUGUCAGUUUCUCAAAUCAGCUGUUCAUUCAAAUAAUUUUAUGUGAGUGUGUUACGGUUUUAACAUGAAAACGUAAUUUGAAUAAAAUUUUUAUACUUCUAAUGACUUCUUUCCAGGAAUGAUGCAAAACUCAUAAAUUGUGAAAGUGUUUGGAAGAAUCAUAUUGAAUAUGAAUGAUGGGCUGUGCUCAUUUUAAAAAGAAUUAAACUCUGUGAAAUAAUUUCCGUAUUAUGAGAAACAAUGAUGAUAUUUCAUAGUUUUUAAUGCAUUUUACUAUCAUUGUGGCAACUCAUUUAAGUGAUGUGUUUCUGUUCGUUAUGAUGUAUUGCUUCAUUUUUUCAUUUAUUUUCUGUUUAAAAAGUACUUAUAAGUUUAUAUUAAUUUAGUAAGCAAUUUGCAGUGUAAAUAAAUAUUUGUUUGGUUAUAUUUUUGCUUUGUUUUAUUUUAUUUUCCUUUCUAUUUACAUUUUGGAGGGAAGCCAGA
Messenger RNA from Gryllus bimaculatus (two-spotted cricket), 3297 nucleotides. The record is from the annotation of a GenBank genome assembly. NCBI's taxonomy places the organism in Eukaryota, Metazoa, Arthropoda, Insecta, Orthoptera, Gryllidae.